UUUUUCUUUCCUUCUUCUUCUUCUUCUUCGUCUUUCUUCUCCUCCCUUAUUUGUCUCUCCUCCUUUCUUGUCCAUCAAAAUGCUAUUGAAUUUGUUCUUAUUCAUACGGUAUAAUGAUAAUCUAGGAAUCAGAUAUCCAGGCCAGGGCCAGCUAAUGAAUGGCGCUUCCUUUGUGCCACAUGAACAGCAGCUGGUUAGCAAUGCUCCCCAAUCACAAAGCACAAGAAAUGAUAACAAUGUUGUUGGGCUUGCUCUUGGUCCUCCACAAUCAUCUACCUCAGGUUUCCAAAAUGUUGGCUCCUCUGGACAGCCAUCUAAUAUCAAUCCCUUUGAUGAUUGGUCACACAACAGGGACAAUGGAGUUGAUGAGUACUUUGCAGAGGAAGAGAUUCGCAUCAGAAGUCAUGAAAUGCUUGAGAAUGAAGAUAUGCAGCACAUGCUCCGGUUCUUCAGUAUGGGUGGCCAUGCCUCUAUGAAUAUGCCUGAAGAUGCGUAUGCAUUCCCACCUUACGUGGCAUCUCCAAUGCCAAACUUUGAUGAAGAUCGCUCACGUCCUGGCAAAGCUGUUGUUGGAUGGCUGAAGAUUAAGGCAGCAAUGAGGUGGGGAUUCUUUAUAAGGAAGAAAGCAGCUGAGAGACGGGCACAGCUUGUUGAGUUAGAGGAAGAGGAAUAGUAGUCUGCUUUAUUUUUUGUGGGGGACAACCCUCUCCCUGGAUGACUUCUUGUUAGGAUGCCACUAGAACUCCUUUAAUGCCUGCCCACGCUUGAGGUUAUGAUCGUAGAAAUUACUGGCUUCAGACCCCCUGACGACCUCUAAUCAGGUAUUGGGAAUAUCUUCUUGUACAGUUUCCUGUACAGAGUUGUUUCUUUAGUUUUCUUUCCUAGCAAUCUCCUCCUGUACUACCCCUUUUCCCAUUGGUUUGUCUAUGAUAUCUGCAUUCGGUUCGACGUAUAAUUAACUUCUAAAUGUAUGGUCCCUUCCCUCUUGACUUGGUAGAAGUGAAAUUCCAGAUACAUUGGGUGUGACUUUCCUCGAACCAUGAAAUUCCAAUUAAUUGUUGUAUGAGAA
This is a messenger RNA of Rubroshorea leprosula, 1069 nucleotides long. The record is from the annotation of a GenBank genome assembly. Lineage: Eukaryota; Viridiplantae; Streptophyta; Magnoliopsida; Malvales; Dipterocarpaceae.